CGCUUGAGCAAGGGGGCUUUUCCACCCCCCGGCUGCAUUUUGCUGGAUUCUCACUGGCUGGGCCCGGCUGCGAAGGAGGGAAGGAGGGAUGAGAUCAUCCCCCUAGUAAGAUAUAAAAGUUUUUUCCCCCGCAGCCGUCUGAGAAGCAGCGGUGUGCCGGCAGAUGCCAAGAGAACCUGCCGGCCGGGCAAGACGGCACCACGGUCCCCUCGCUCGGCAGCGCCUGUCUCCGCUCGCUAGCUUCUGGAGCCCAGUGACUCUGGACGCUUCGCUGCAGAAGAGAAGUCUCUCUCCUCCCUCGAGGGUCCGGCUCUUUCAGCUCCCGGCCACAGCCUCGUCUGGAUCCUGAGCGGUGGUCCCGGAAAGCCCGUGUUGCUGCCUCGGUUUGCUGCCCGCUGAAAGCUGACUCCCCAUUGCUCUGUGGAUGCCAGGAGCCAUGCAAGCCCCGGCGCUGUUCGUGGUGGCGGCCUGCCUCUUGAAGCUCUGCGCCCCCGGCUUGGCGACCAGCAAGGGACACCCCCUGCCCGUCCCACUCAAGGAGGGCCCCUUCUUCCCCCGCCCCGCCGGGAGCCACGCGCCCCCCGGGCACGGAGAGCGGCCGCCGCCGCCCACCGCAGAGCCGUCUUUCGGGGACUACUCGGAGGAGUACGACUACAACCACCCCCCCACCAAGCUGCACACCCCGGGCCCCCCGCGGCUCUCACCCCCGCUCUGCGACUAUGACUUCUGCCAGCACCUCCAGGUGCCCUGCUCGGAGCUGCGGAGGGCCAGCGGGUGCCUGUGCCCCGGCGUCAGCGGCCCCGGCGUGGCCCCCGAGCCCCCGAGCCUGCGGGCCAUCCACACGACCGAGACGGGGGCCAGCGCGCAUUGGUGCGCACCGCUCUCCACGGUGGAAAGCUACCAGCUGCGCUACCGGCCGGCCGGCGGGGACUUCGUCUCCGGCCCGGCCCUGAACAGCACCUUCCGGCUGACGGCGGUCACGGGCUUGUCGCCCGGCCAGGAGUACCUCUUCUGCAUCGUCGCCUCCAACUGGGCCGGGUCCAGCCCCACGGACGACGGGGGGCGGGAGCACGGGCCGUGCCGGGUCGGCCGGACCCCCUCGCGCCAGAUGCCCUACGCCUAUGUCGCCGCCGGGCUGGCGGCCGCCCUUGUGCUGCUGGUCGUGUCCGCCCUGGCCUGGCAUUUCUUGUGCCGCAGGAAGAAGCGCUUCCCCCGGGGGUCCCUGGAUAACAUCCUGGAGACCGAGCCAGGCCUGGAGGGGGCGGCCAACAGCUCUUUCCGGAAUGAGGAGCAGCUGUGAGGGGUCGUCCCAGCUCGCCUUCCUCUCUCCCGGGCUGCUUGCAGCCUUGGCCGGCGCCUGGUUGGACCCCGAGGAAAAAUCGGCAUGCAGGGCUAGAGGAGAGUGACUCAUUUGGGGGGCCGUUGGCAUCCCCCUAGAAGUUGUGAGGGAAAAGAGCACCCCCAUUUGGGGGAUCUGCCACAACUCCAUCAGGUUGUGCAAGCUGGAGACUGGUUCCCUGGAGAACACCAAGCUUGCCCUCCAUGGGGGAAAUGUGGGUGCCAUGCCAGGCCCCGGUUCUGGAUACCUGUGGGCAAGAUCCGCCAGUCCAUGGACCCCAACCUGCCCCUAGGAAAAAGGAAUGGAAUAAACUCACCUUCCUACUAGCAGCUGCACUAGGACAAGUACCUGAUCGAGUCACCACGGACACCAGCAGCCCAUGCGAGAAAAACUCGAUGUAUUUUAGCGCUGCGUCAUGUCAUGUCUGAUCUCCCGAAGAGCCAUUGAAGAGAGGCUGUGGCACAAAUGAUGUUUAUUUAUAUAUUUAUUAGAAGGGUUGCAUUUAAGAGAGUAAUAACACUGAGGUACCGAAGAAGCAAGCUUGGAGAAGAAAGCUGUGGAGAAGGGGCGGAGGGCUAGCCGUGUGACUCGGUUGCAGCGAAAAAAUGGGUACGGACGUUUAUGGACUUGAGCGCACUUUGUCGGAUGGAGGGAUGUCUCCACCCGGAUGAAAAUGCCAGGCUUUAAGAUGUCAACCCUGGGAGGCUGUCUGAUUCCCUGGAUGAGCAGAUUUUGGCCAGCUUGGACUUCCUGUCCUGCCACCUUCCCUCCCUUGAAUCUGUCCUGCCUGAGUUUUUUCCAAAAUCAGAGGCUCUCUUCUCCCCGUUCAAAAAGGGCUGCCCUUCGGAAGCAAGUCCUUCACCGACACACAGAGACACUGGAAAUUAUAUGUAUGCCGUGCGUUUUUUUGAUCUGAGGGUAGGAGCACUGGAUUUUUUCAGUUCCAUUGGAAAGACUCUUGCCCAAAACCUGGAACGCAUCGAUGGAAAGGCCGUUGUCCAUCGUCUGCUGAUGGGGUCACCCCCUGUCCCCUCCCACCUACCCCGGUUAGCAGAAUUUCCAACACUGAUUCCAACAAUCUUGAAGUGUGUCCUUCAUCGGAGGCAACUGGGAAUAAUUCUGGACCAUCCCGGAGGGGCGUGUACCCCAGAACUGCGUAAGGUUGUUAAGUGAACAUCUCCAGAAGAGAAUAAACAGUUAAACUGUAAUCACA
This is a messenger RNA of Varanus komodoensis (Komodo dragon), 2552 nucleotides long. RefSeq names its product LRRN4 C-terminal like (gene LRRN4CL). Bases 425 to 1300 code for a protein of 291 amino acids. The record is from RefSeq and is a predicted model, not a curated record. The transcript has 2 exons. Gene Ontology annotation, molecular function: protein binding. NCBI's taxonomy places the organism in Eukaryota, Metazoa, Chordata, Lepidosauria, Squamata, Varanidae.